This is a messenger RNA of Daucus carota subsp. sativus, 2063 nucleotides long. Its product is annotated as poly(A)-specific ribonuclease PARN-like. Bases 63 to 1934 code for a protein of 623 amino acids. The record is from RefSeq and is a predicted model, not a curated record. Gene Ontology annotation, cellular component: cytoplasm. Gene Ontology annotation, molecular function: RNA binding; 3'-5'-RNA exonuclease activity. Lineage: Eukaryota; Viridiplantae; Streptophyta; Magnoliopsida; Apiales; Apiaceae. The transcript is spliced from 8 exons.
AAUAAAAAAAUGGAAAACCCGAAUGUUAAACCCCAACCAAACAGCAGCAGACCACCCAAGAAAUGUCCAGUCGUCGGCCGCCAUGGUUGUUGCAACGGCGCUUCAUCACCACCAACACACACACAAAACCCACAUCAAACCCGACCCAUAAUCCAAAAUGGUGUGUCAAACAAGUCUCAAAAUCCAAUUUUUCAGAGACCCUCGAAAAUAUAAAAGAUCAAAUCUUGAAAUCUGAUUAUAUAGCCGUGUCUUUAAAGAAAACUGGCUCGCACUCAGCGCCGUGGCACCGAACAUUGCCUAUAGACACAGCCCAGACAGCUUAUUUGAAAGCUAAGUAUGCUGCUGAAAGGUUUCAGCUUUUUCAGUUUGCUGUUUGCCCUUUCUCUAUUAGGGAUUCCAAGCUCAUUGCGUAUCCUUAUAACUUUCAUUUGUUUCCUCGGGAUGGUUUGAAACUAGGAAUGCCUUGUUACAGUUUUAUGUGCCAAUCUUCAUAUCUGACCUCCAUGGCUAAUGAAGGGUUUGAUUUUAAUGCCUGCAUAAAUGAUGGUAUAUCAUACUUAUCCAGAGCACAAGAAUUGAUUGCAAGAAAUAGAAGAGGGAAUCCAGUGAUUAGUAAUUUGGAACAAUCUUCUUCGCCUCAUUCAGUGGCUGAUUCUUUGUUUUUAGGAAGAAUUCAGUCUCGGGUGAAAAGCUGGUUAAAAGCAUGUAAAGAAUCAAAAACAGGAAGUGAAGAUGCUUUGAUUAGAUCUCUAAGAAAGCUCAUGGUUGGAAGUGAAGAGUAUGGAUCCAGGCCAUGCUUGAGGAUAGAUGUGUGCAGCGAGCGGCAUGUGCAGCUUGCACUUGAGGUGUUAAAGGAGUUUGCUGAUGAUGUUGUACCUAUGGUGAUCCGAGCAAAGGGAGGUGGGAUUCAGGCUGUUCAAGUUGUUUUGACAAGUUCAAAAGAAGACAAGGAUAUCUUUGAGAAGGAACAACAAUGCAAGGAAGAGGAUCAAAACAAGCUUGUGCGUGGUUUUCGCGAGGUGAUCGAUUUGAUUUCAGCUUCUCAGAAACCUCUUGUUGCCCAGAACUCACUUAAUGAUUUCACGAUUAUUCAUUCAAAAUUCCUAGGUCCACUCCCUCCUUCAAUGGAUGAGUUCAGGACGUCUCUACAUUUGGCCGUUCCCCAUGUUCUUGACAUAAGUCAUCUGAUGGACGAAAUUAGUCCUUUAAAAAAGCUGAAUAGUGUAUCUGCAGCUACUUCUUAUAUGAAACGACGUUUCUUUGCUCCUAUAGAUGCGGAAAUUCCUCAAAAAGUUGAGGCUGAUGAAAGCAAGAGUCAUGGCUAUGAUGUUCUCAGGAUAAGCCAGUUAUUUGCCAAGAUAUGCUCUGUACUGAAAAUAAGUUCAGAAACCGAUAAACACUCAUCUUCAGCUCUCAAAGGAUAUGCAAAUAUCUUCAACCCAUAUUCUGCUAGCUCUGACAACCAUAUGGAGGAGGAUGUUAGACUUUCAACAGACCAUCCACAGAAAAUUAGCACCGAGAAUAUAGUAUUCGUAUGGGGAUUUACCUUAGGAACGUCAGCAAAAAUGCUGAGAAACCAACUUCUGACUUCUUCUGAAGUGUUGUCAGACGAGUUUGAUGUUCGGAUAUUGGACAAGAGUUGUGCAGUCAUUGCAUUUUCGAAGCCUGAUUCAUCAACAAAGUUUCUGGAGGCAAUGGAGUCUGGAGGGAAUAACUGUGAUUCUUUAAGCAACCUGAUCUCGGAAGGCCUAAGAGCUGCAGAUUACGAGACUUAUAAAAGAGUGUGUAGUCUAGGUUUAUGGGAAGUGAAGUUAGCAGAUUCAUUGGACAAGGCUUUGGAAACAGAUUUUGAUGGUCACACAGAAGAUUCACAGAAAGAAUCAACAGAGGUGUACUGGAGGAAUAGUGACCUGAUUAACUUGGAUGAAUUAUAAAUUUCGAAACUAAUCCAGUAAGGCAUAUUAUUUUCUCCUUGUAAUCCACAGUUAACCUUCUUGCUGUAAAUUGUUGUAUACUAAUGUCUCUGCUGCUUUUUAAAUAUAAUUAGAAUGUGUUCCAAAUUA